This is a messenger RNA of Diceros bicornis minor, 2638 nucleotides long. RefSeq names its product eukaryotic translation initiation factor 4H (gene EIF4H). The transcript has 7 exons. Bases 42 to 788 code for a protein of 248 amino acids. Gene Ontology annotation, molecular function: RNA binding. NCBI's taxonomy places the organism in Eukaryota, Metazoa, Chordata, Mammalia, Perissodactyla, Rhinocerotidae. The record is from RefSeq and is a predicted model, not a curated record.
UUCCUCGCUCACCCUGGUUCCUCUCGGAGCGGAGAAGGCAAAUGGCGGACUUCGACACCUACGACGAUCGGGCCUACAGCAGCUUCGGCGGCGGCAGAGGGUCCCGUGGCAGUGCUGGUGGCCAUGGUUCCCGUAGCCAGAAGGAGCUGCCCACAGAGCCCCCCUACACAGCAUAUGUAGGAAAUCUACCUUUUAAUACAGUUCAGGGUGACAUAGAUGCUAUCUUUAAGGAUCUCAGCAUAAGGAGUGUACGGCUAGUCAGAGACAAAGACACAGACAAAUUUAAAGGAUUCUGUUAUGUAGAAUUUGACGAGGUGGAUUCCCUUAAGGAAGCCUUGACAUACGAUGGUGCACUGUUGGGUGAUCGGUCACUUCGUGUGGACAUUGCAGAAGGCAGAAAACAAGAUAAAGGUGGCUUUGGAUUCAGGAAAGGUGGACCAGAUGACAGAGGAAUGGGUGGCUCUCGAGAAUCUAGAGGUGGAUGGGAUUCCCGGGAUGACUUCAAUUCCGGCUUCAGAGAUGACUUCUUAGGAGGCAGAGGAGGGAGUCGCCCAGGUGACCGGCGAACAGGUCCCCCAAUGGGGAGUCGUUUCAGAGAUGGCCCUCCCCUUCGAGGGUCCAGCAUGGAUUUCAGAGAACCAACAGAAGAGGAAAGAGCACAGAGACCACGGCUCCAGCUUAAACCUCGCACAGUUGCAACGCCCCUCAAUCAAGUAGCCAAUCCCAACUCUGCAAUCUUCGGGGGAGCCAGGCCCAGAGAGGAAGUCGUCCACAAGGAGCAAGAAUGAGCUGCGGUUGGGAGGGAAUGGGGUGCAGGGGGACAUAGAGCAAGACCAUAGCUGGCUGGGCCCCUGGACCAGCAGCCCUGCAGUCACCACUCCUGCGCCUGAUCUCUGUCCUCCUCUCUCACAGCGGAAACACAGAGCUUGUGAGUGCAUGUCAGCAGUUAACAAGUGGUUUUUGGUACAUUCUCGGCUUUGCUGUAUCUCUGUAGUGCCUGUUUUCUGCUUUUUUUUCUGCCGCUCCUUCCCCAUUUUCCUUCUGUCCUUUUUCCUUCUUGCUCCUUGUCUCCUUCCAACACAUGAGCUUCUCUAGCGUGAUGAAGGCGGCCACCAUGUGGGAGUUAUUUGGAUUGAGGUGCUGCUUCACUUUCUCCUUUGCUUUCUCUUUUUACUUUAGACACACUGGCCAGCUCUAGUCAUUUCCUUUGGUUUCUCAGUGCUUCUCCCCUGACCUGCAUGUUGAGUUCUGUAUUGCUGUGUCUUCCAAGAAAGAAACAAAAGAAGUCGCAGACUGGAGAGCGUCUUGUUUGUACUCAGCUGUGAUCAACACACAUAAUUUGAGGCACCUUGUUUUCAAAACAAGGAAAAAAUAUCUGUUGAUCCUCACCAAUUCCUCCCUGUCCCUAUUUAUAGGUAGUCCUGUGUCUGUUACCCAAUCCCUACGUGGGUUAUUCAAGCAGAAUAGGCUCCCAUUUUAAACUGUGAAAUCUAAGAGAAGAGGAAGGUGAGAUGUUGGUGAGGAGUUCACAUAGAGGGUAAACGGAAUGCACUGCUGUGUCCACAUGUUUUAUUAUUGCUCUUUCAAAACCAUGUCCAAAGUGGUUCCCUCCUUUCACCGCUGUGUUAGAGGCUGGAUGUAGCAAACUGCCAUCUGGUUUCCUUUGCACUCGGCAAAGGUGCUUUUCUAGGGGAGAAGGGUGUGGCAGGAGAGCUGCGCUGGGCCAACUGGAUAGUGUGCACACUGCUCUUGGUCACACCCCUGUUGGCUGUGUGUUCUGCAUCUCUCCCUUGUGUUUGUCUGUUCCUGGUGUAAGUAACAGAACGAGAUACUGGCUUCCCACCAUCCCUUCAUUUUAUAAUGAAAAUGGGUCUAGAAUCUGGCACUUUACUCUGUUUCACUUGAUGAAUUGAGAAUUUUACUAUGUAGAGCUGUCAGGAACCUUAAAAUAACUGGUAGGUGGCCAUACGUCACUAGGUCUCACCUUUGGGAUAGAGUUUCUUGUUCCCACGUACAAUGUUCAGCACUUCAGGGCCAGGCGCUGGGCAGUAGCUUUUGAGCUGGAACACCUGUCUGAGCAGAUUAAAUUUUUUAGCACCCGAGUCCCAGUCAGUCCCAUUGGGAGCAAUUUGGGGUCAGCUGGCAGCUUAGAGUCCCAGAGGAAAGAGACCCUCCCAGCAUGACUGAAGGGCUGGGGGUAGCCUGGCCUCUGCAGCACAGUGUACUCCGAUAGGAAUUCGUCACUAGCUGGCAUCCUGGGCUUCUCCUACUUUGUCUAUGUUACGAGGUCUCAGCAAUUCACAGAACUCUCCCUUCCUUUCCUCCCUUCCACCUGUCAUCUCUGCUUCUGAAAUAAGAACCAUUUGUGUAACACCAGUACUUAACUUAAGAAAGACAUGCAUUAUGUGGUUGUAAUCAAACCUGAUGCUUUCGGAUGACCUACUUACAUCUACAGUGUGGAAAAGAUUAAGAACAAAACAAAUUCAUCUAAACUUCUGGGCAAUCCAGUUGACUUUUAAAUGUAAGAAUGGAAUUCCAAACACUUAAUACAUUCAGCUAUAUGACAGAAAGUAAAUCUAUGGAUAUGGUAUUUUGUGAAUGAUCUUUUAAAUAAAAGAAAACCUUACAUAAUAUUUAA